Poecilia latipinna (sailfin molly) is the source of this 3056-nucleotide messenger RNA. RefSeq names its product mitofusin 1b (gene mfn1b). Gene Ontology annotation, molecular function: GTP binding; GTPase activity. Gene Ontology annotation, cellular component: mitochondrial outer membrane. Gene Ontology annotation, biological process: mitochondrial fusion; mitochondrion localization. The record is from RefSeq and is a predicted model, not a curated record. Bases 1 to 2280 code for a protein of 759 amino acids. The transcript is spliced from 17 exons. Lineage: Eukaryota; Metazoa; Chordata; Actinopteri; Cyprinodontiformes; Poeciliidae.
AUGGCUGCUACUAAAACGUUCAGGCGGACAGAUUCAGCUCGGGGGGACUUUUCUCCUCUGAAGCACUUUGUUGUAGCCAAGAAGAAGAUCAGCGAUUUGUUUGAACAGCUUCUCAGCUACGUGAAAGAGACAUCAGAGUUUGUCGAAGUCAUCAGUGGGAAUGAGGCUCUGGGGACCAUCGCGACUAAAGAUCAGAAGGUGGAGAUUCAAACCUAUGCCGACAAGCUCGCAGUCAUUAAGGAGGUGCUGGCUCGCAGGCACAUGAAGGUGGCGUUUUUUGGCAGGACCAGUAAUGGUAAAAGCACGGUGAUUAAUGCCAUGCUGAGGGACCGCGUCCUGCCCAGCGGGAUCGGUCACACCACUAACUGCUUCCUGAGCGUUGAAGGCACUGAUGAAGAGAAGGCCUACCUUAAAACUGAGGGCUCAGAAGAGGAGAAGAGCAUUAAAACUGUGAACCAGCUGGCUCACGCUCUGCACAUGGAUGAAAGCCUGGAUGCCGGCUGUCUGGUUCGGGUGUUCUGGCCAAAAACCAAAUGUGCUCUGCUUCGAGACGACCUGGUCCUCGUAGACAGUCCAGGGACAGAUGUCACAACGCAGCUGGACAGCUGGAUUGACAAGUUUUGCCUGGACGCUGAUGUCUUUGUGCUGGUGGCAAACUCUGAAUCGACGCUUAUGAACACGGAAAAACAUUUUUUCCACAAAGUGAACGAGCGUCUCUCAAAGCCAAACAUCUUCAUCCUUAACAAUCGCUGGGAUGCCUCGGCAAAUGAACCAGAGUACAUGGAGGAUGUGAGGAAGCAGCACACAGACCGCUGUGUGAACUUUCUUGUGGAGGAACUAAGAGUUCUCGACCGUGAUCAGGCACCCAACCAUAUUUUCUUUGUGUCUGCAAAAGAGGUGCUCAACUCCCGGAUGCAGCGAGCGCAGGGCAUGCCGGAAACAGGUGGCGCUCUGGCUGAGGGCUUCAAGGAGAGACUAAAGGAGUUCCAGAGUUUUGAGAGGAGGUUUGAGGAGUGUAUCUCGCAGUCAGCAGUGAAAACAAAGUUUGAGCAGCACACUAUCAGGGCCAAGCAGAUCAUAGAAAAAGUCAAGAACAUCAUGGAUGCCAUCAACAUUGAAGCAGCAGAGAAACGAGUGGCAGCACUGGAGGACAGAGAGUAUCAGAGAGACCGGCUGGAGUUUGUCAGGAAUCAACUCAACUUGCUGACUGAAGAAAUAAAAAAGAAGAUCAAAGCCAUCAGUGACGAUGUGGAGUCCAAGGUGUCCAUCGCUAUGGGAGAGGAGAUCAACCGUCUUAAUGUGAUUGUUGACGAGUUCCGCGGUGAUUUCCACCCUUCGCAUCAAGUCCUCAAACUCUACAAGGCUGAUCUGCUGAAGUAUGUAGAAAAGGGGAUGGGAAAGAACCUGGCGUUCCGCUGCUCCACUGCCAUCAAUGCCUCUGUCCAGUCUUCCCAGCAAUACAUGAUGGAUAGCAUGGUGCCUUUGCUUCCCUCAACGGCUCAGAGCCAAGUCCACAUGCUGGUGCCCAAAAAGACGUUCGACUUGAGCUACGACCUGAACUGUGCUGCCAUUUGCAGUGACUUCCAGGAAAACAUCGAGUUCCAGUUCUCGUUGGGCUUGAAGGCUUUAGUGCACCGCUACCUGGGUUCUGUUAAUGCACAGAGAGCUCUCAAACUUGUAGAUCCAAACUACCAGAACUGUAGAGCUGUAGUCCCUGUAACACCUUCGUCUGAGCCCCCAUCCAUCGCAGCACCGCCCAACGAGAAGGCUCUGAUGACCCAGGAAGACCUGAUGAUAGCCAUGGCAACCAACUUGGCAUCCAUCACUUCCCGCACCUCAAUGGGCAUCAUCGUUGUUGGAGGAGUGGUGUGGAAAGCAGUCGGCUGGAGGUGUAUCGCCCUGUCGGCUUCCCUCUACGGCCUGCUGUACUUGUACGAGAGACUCACCUGGACCACAAAAGCGAGAGAGCGAACUCUGAAGCGGCAGUUUGUGGAGUUCGCUACUGAGAAACUGCAGCUCAUCGUGAGCUUUACAAGUGCGAACUGCAGCCACCAGGUCCAACAGGAAAUGGCCACGACGUUUGCUCGGCUCUGUCAGCAGGUGGAUCAGACGGAGAGGGACCUGGAGGCAAACAUCCGUCAGCUGACCACUAAUAUAGAUAAGCUGCAGACCGUCCAGAACUGCUCAAAGACUCUGCGGCAUAAAGCUACAGAGCUGGAGCAACAGCUGGAGGAGUUUACCAAGCAGUACCUGCAGCCUCAGGACUCUGCAGUCUGCUGAUGGCGAUGCUGGAAACUGAGUCAACCAAAACAUGGAACUCUUUCUGCACGCCACUGGGGGCAAAGCUGAUGUUCCUCGGAACAAAUGAACCUGCAAUGUUUCUCAGAUAUUAAGACUUUUUUGUUUUGUGAAAGAUUCUCUUUGUGCUCAGAAAAAAAAAACAAAAAACAUUUGCUAUUUUUGUAGGUUUCACAGGAAAAAUUAAGUAUUUUCCCUGUUCUUAAUCCAGCCAGAAACAUCAGGUGCUCACAAAAAAAGCAGUUGAAUUAAAAAGGAAAAAUCUACCUAAACGAACAGUGGUUGUGAAAUUUCUCUCCACCAGGGGGCAGCAUGCAUUGGUCAGAUUGCCACGUGUUGGAUUCAGUUUUUUGACACUAACCUGCUGUGACUUUAAUUGUAAAGAUGCCUUUUUUAUUAUUCUGUUUAUGGAGAAAAUGAAGACUUUUGCAGACGUUUGUUCAAACGGGAUCAGUUGUAAGUGGAAAAAAAAUAAACACGUUAUAUUAAAAGUGUAAGGAAAUACUAAAUAUACGCACUGUAAUCGUGAGCUGGAAGGAAAGCAUGUACUGUAGUUUUAUUUCUAUUUUCUAACAAUCCAAACUGUAUAGUUCAAAGACUUUAAUUAUCAUCAGAUAUUUUAUAUUAUAUUUUAUUUAUACAUAGUACAAUGGGCUUGCAGUUACACAUCACUGCGUUUUGUAAACUUUUGUGUUUCCUUUCAAAUGUGUAUCAAAAUUUGCUAGAUUGCAUUAAACCUGAAAUUAUCUAAAACUUGA